AUGUGGUGCUGUCGUCUCAGCCAUCUCAGUCUGGUUACAUGCACUCGCUCUGGCGAGCAAGUCAGGCCAGCAGCCCUGUCCUGUCGGCCCAAUCCUUUCUCCAAGCGACUCAGCCAUUCGAAAAAGGUUGAGCAACACAAUAAACCUACUAGGAACGGACUCGAUGGGUCUCAUAACCCUGUGAUCCACUCUGUAUUGCGUGAUGCUAUCAAUCCGUCAAAUGAGGCUGUGCGACCGGAGUAUGCCGUGACUUUGGAGAUUGUUCUUUGGCGAAAAUCGGCUUAUGCAAGUCGACUUUCCGAGCUGGAAUCAACUCACCUUGUGCUUACUCCUUGGAGAAGAAUCAAUUCAUUCAAAGGUGCUCGUGAAGGCGCUUACACGGCGAGGGCAAGUGAAAGGCAGAAGGUGUAA
Messenger RNA from Penicillium angulare, 411 nucleotides. RefSeq lists its product as uncharacterized. The coding region runs from base 1 to 411 and encodes 136 amino acids. Lineage: Eukaryota; Fungi; Ascomycota; Eurotiomycetes; Eurotiales; Aspergillaceae. The record is from RefSeq and is a predicted model, not a curated record. The transcript is spliced from 3 exons.